GAUCGCAUCAGGAUGGAAGAUAACAAAAUGUUUGUAUCGUAUUUUAAAAUAAAUAAUAUUCCUAUCAUGCCUCCAAUUAUUGAUCAAAAGUUGAGGGAUGAAAUUAAAAAUAUUCGUGAAAUUGUAAAAACAAAAGAAAAGAAAUGGCUUGAAAGAAAAGAAAUUAAAGAUCGUCAGAAUGCAGAAAAACAGAACAAUAAUGAUGAUCAUCAAAUUGAUUCUCGAUUAGGAUCAAUGGGGCCAAGAAGAGGAUCUUACAUCUUAAAUUCUCCAAUUUUUGCGUCAACUAUUCUACCUCAAAUAAACAUCGAAUCCUCAGAAUCUGAUAAGGAUACAGUUGUUGAUGGUCAGAUAUCGCUCAUGACAGAAGAUACAGACUUAAUAAGUCUUAAAACUUCCAAAGAUUUACAAAAUGAGAUUGACAAAAGAUCUGGAACUCCAGCUUCGUCUGCUUUUGAAUCCAUAGAAGCGGAAGUAAAUAAUCAACUGAGAGAUCUCAUCGAUAAACAAAAGCGAGAAUAUUUACAAGCAAUGGAAGUUUUGAAGAACAAGUUCAAAAGUGAACAACAGCAACUUUUGUUGAAACUACAAACUGAUAUGAUUCCAGUUACUUCCACUCCUAUGGAAAACAAUUCAUUGAUGACUUGUACUGAUGACGAGGAAUUUACUAAUUUUAAAACAUGUCUACAAACUCAAAGUAGUCUUGAAGAGAAAACAAUCACAAAUGAAAACGAUGUUAAGAUUGAAGCAGCAAACAUCAUCAACGCUUAUACGCGUGGCUAUUUGACGAGAAGAUUAAUGCAAACUCUUUACGUCCAAGAUCAUAUUAGAAAUAUUAAAGAAACUCUUCAUCUUGUUGUGGAUUUGCAAAAUCGAGACGAAGAAGAAAGUCCAAUGCAAAACAAUCUUCUGAAACUUUUCCAACAACUACAAACUGACUUACUUAAGUUCCAUGAAAUAUUUUUCAAUUAUUCUAUAAAAGAUAAAAUGAAAGUUAUCUCAAUUGAUCGUGACAUGAAGUUGAAAAAAGCUGUUGAAGAGAAUGAUGAACAUUUAAGUCUAAGUUUUACCGAAUAUUUAUGA
Molecule: messenger RNA, 1083 nt
Organism: Clunio marinus
Lineage: Eukaryota; Metazoa; Arthropoda; Insecta; Diptera; Chironomidae
Source: the annotation of a GenBank genome assembly